AUGGAUUUGAAUGCAAGGGACAUUCAACUUCGUUUGUUCAGAAUGCUUCAGGUUUCAGUUGAGAUUAGCUACGCUUUCAUGAAAAAGUAUCCAUUGGUUUCGGGUGCUUUGUUAAUCUUCUUCAUCCUGUAUAUAUUUCUUUCCUUUAUUUACAACUUGUUGGUUUUCUUGUCCCCAUUUUUUGUGUGCACUGCCAUUUUUGUUAGAAUCUUUUGGAGUUCUGAGCAAACCCAGGUUAGAUAUGUCAAAAAGGAGGAGAAAAAGGUAGAGGAGAAAAGGGUUGAACCAAAAUAUCCAAAGAUUCCCAUGUAUGAAAGAAAUGAAAGACGUGGAAUGCUUUAUAAGUUUCCAUCACAGAAUGCAACAAGUAGAAGACGAAAUUUCUCUGGGAGGAAAUUGGAUGUUUAUGGUGGUUUAGAAGAAAAAGCAAAGGAUUUGUCAGCAGUGUUUCAUAAUGAAUUCAUUAAAAGGGACACAGAUAUUAGAGGAACUAAAUUUACUGAGAAGAAGAUGGAUAACAGGUUCUCUGCAAAAGCAUUUGAGGUUCCUAAAAAGCAAGCAUUAUAUUCUGAACCUUCAAUGCUGGACCUGGUGACUUAUGGUGCUAGUUGUGCUGGUCCAGGGAAAAAGACAGAAAACAUGGAGGAUGGGAAAAAAGCACAAGAGGAUUGUAAUAAGGUUGUAGAAUUGGCAGAGGAUGAUCAGAAAAAACUCAUGGAUCUUGGGGUUUGUGAGAUGGAGACAAACAAAAGGUUGGAGAGUCUUAUAGCCAGAAGAAGAGCAAGAAAACAAUUGAAUUUGCAGAUUGAGAAUGGUCUAAUUGAUAAUAAAUCAGUUACCCCAAGUCAAAUUGCACCACUGCUUAUUUCAAGAGCCAACCCUUUUGAUAGUGAAAGGUUUGAUGACAUAGAAAUGCCUGGUUCUGCCCCAUCAGCUUUGAGAAGCCCAUUUGAUCUUCCCUAUGGUCCUUUUGAGGAGAAACCAAAUCUCACAGGGGACAGUUUCCAUCAAGAAUUCACAAGUCACCAGUUAUUAGAACCUAGAGCACUCCCGAGAGUUAGAAGGCUUCCAGGUAAGGUAAAUCAGGACAGGCUUGAACAAUUAAUAUCCCAAGAAGGUGGUGAAAGUGAAUCAAAAGCUCCCAAUUCACUAAGUGAAGGAGAGGAAACAACACAUGAAGAGGAUGGGAAAUGUGACAUAGAUAUGGUUGGCACGAAAGUUGAGGAAGUGGACAGUGUUGAUGCAACAAAGUCCAUGUUAGACAAUGCAAGUGAACCAGACUUUAUUCCAAAUGUUGAAAGAGUUUCAGAGAAGCCAGGACCAAGAAGAUUUCCUAAGCCUAACGAUAGGGUUCUAGAUUUUCCAAUAUCUAGUACUAGUGUUGCUGAUAUAAAUGAUUCUUUGUAUGAAUCUCUUCCAUCUCCAGUUGAUAAGAACAAGGAAAAUAUGUUAUUUACCAGUAGGAACAUUCGUCAUACCCCAUCACAUUCCUUAGCUUCUGACUUACAAGUGGAGGUUUCUGAAAUUGGUUCACCAACACUGACAGUUGAUGAGAAUCAUGACACCAUUACAACCAUGGAUGGAGAAUUCGAAGUAUACGAUGGGGACAUUGAUAAAGAAGUUACUUCUGGCAGUAAAGAUAUGUGGGGAGCCUCGCUCCAUUCAAGAGAAGUACGUGGAGUUAGUAGUGAGCAGGAUAUUUCAGAAGUAAACAUAGAUGCAGAAGAUGUAGCUGAUGUUUGCUCUAUGUCCUCAAGAUCUGACAUGCCUGAAGAUAAUCCAACUCAUGCAAUAAGCAGUGAUCAUAACAUCUUUGGUAAUAUGAAAGAUUUAGUGAGAGAAACUGGUUCACUCCAACCUUCCCAUUCUUCACAAGUUAUCAAUGAUGUAAAUAACUCAAUAGCCACUGAGCAAGAGAACACACAGAACUCAAAUAGUAGUGAAGACUCUGGUGCAUCAGUUGUGCGACAAGAAGCAAUUGACGAAGUUUCAAGCAACUCAAGUUCAACAUCUUCACCAAGGUCUGUAUUGCCAAUACCACAGAAGACCAUAGCAGACCAAGUUACCUCUUCAGCUUAUAAUAAUCAAGAGGGACACCUAGGUGUUCAGCAAUCUUAUAUGGAGGAUAUGGCACAAGCAACAUUAAAUGGUGAAGGUCCACUUGACUCCAUGCCUCAAAAUAUUCAGCCUUCGAUGGAUGAUCCUAAUGUUGAAUCACAUAACGGUGACUUGAGUCAUUCUCAGGAGCAGACUUAUCCUCAGGAGAAUUCCAUUCAAGAACCAGAUAUGUCUAGCAAGAUGAACAAUAAUGAAGCCACUGACCGGGACUUGAACAAGAAUGAAACCUUGGUUUUAUCUGAACCAGAAGGAGAAAGUGAUCAUGUAAGCAACAUAGCACACAAGAAUGAUCCUGAAGAAAGUACUUCAGCUUGA
This is a messenger RNA of Gastrolobium bilobum, 2433 nucleotides long. RefSeq lists its product as uncharacterized. The transcript has 3 exons. The record is from RefSeq and is a predicted model, not a curated record. NCBI's taxonomy places the organism in Eukaryota, Viridiplantae, Streptophyta, Magnoliopsida, Fabales, Fabaceae. Bases 1 to 2433 code for a protein of 810 amino acids.